AUGUAUCCUCUGCAAAACAACAGAUGCAAUACAACAGCACAAAAGCCACAACAAAUGCAGAUGAGUGAUCAAAUGUCGAUGACGUCGGUACAUAUGGAUCAAUCUUUGAAUUAUGUUAUGGAUGGAUCAGAUAUGAUGGGCCCACCUACGCCUAAAAAUAUGGGUUCACCAUAUGGUGACAUUAUAUAUGAUGAUCCCCAUUAUCAUCAUCGUCACGAACAAGAAAAGACUACAACAACAACUGAUGCGUCAGAAGAGCCUCGAUUGAAAAAGUACAGUUAUUUUUAUUUGGGACGAAAGCUUUGGUAUAUUCCAUUGUUUUUCACCACCAUUUGGAUCCUUUAUGUAGGUGCUUUAAUUAUUCGUUCCAUUUUUCGUCAUAAGAUUGAAUCACCGAAUCACUACCAGCGAAGUCUGAAUAACUUGUCUCCAAAAGAGACAGUUGAUAAAAUUAACGAAAUGACUGCUUUCACUAUGAAACAAAUCGAGGAGUUCAAGGAGAAAUAUCUCUGA
Messenger RNA from Clunio marinus, 513 nucleotides. The record is from the annotation of a GenBank genome assembly. Lineage: Eukaryota; Metazoa; Arthropoda; Insecta; Diptera; Chironomidae.